Rhinocladiella mackenziei CBS 650.93 is the source of this 2187-nucleotide messenger RNA. RefSeq lists its product as uncharacterized. The transcript is spliced from 5 exons. The coding region runs from base 1 to 2187 and encodes 728 amino acids. The record is from RefSeq and is a predicted model, not a curated record. NCBI's taxonomy places the organism in Eukaryota, Fungi, Ascomycota, Eurotiomycetes, Chaetothyriales, Herpotrichiellaceae.
AUGAACGCUUCUAAUCAGGAAGCUGGGCAAGGCCCGAAGAGAAUCCCUACAAUUCAAGAGAUGAAAAGUUGGAACUAUGAGCAAUUGCUCGAAUGGAUCCAGCGAACACAACCAAACAUUUUCUGCGAUGACGAGGACGUUUUGACAUUCAAAGCGGCAAAAAUCAGGGGCUCUACCUUCUUGAAUUAUGCUGAGGAUCUAGGCUUCUUUAGAGAAACUCGUCUGCCUCUUGGAGUCUAUUGGACUCUUGCAUCUCUUGCAAGUAAAGUCAGCAAACAGAACGAUCAACCGAACCAGACAGCCGAUCAAAAGAGGAAAUCCAUCGCAGCGAGUAAGCGAAGACAGGCCAUCAAGAAUAUGUUUAUACAAGUGAACGACGCUCCUGAUCAGCAUUCUGAUUCCGUCGAUCCUCUUCCUGGAGCUGUCGAUAAACUUUCCGACCCCACAUUAAAUCACAUACUCGACUUUCCGUUUGUCGGCACGAUGCCAGAACGAUUUAAAGAGCCCGAUAUAGCUGAAGGAAAGUGGCUAUAUAUGGGGAGAACGAUGUUCAAAGACUUUCUCCAUGAGGUAAAGGAAGUGCGAAAGAGUCAGGUUUACCGAAGAUGUUGGCUCUAUGGAACCCAUGGCUUUGGGAAGUCUCACCUUCUAGCCGCCCUCGUCUGCUACUUUGCUGCUCAAGAUGAACGAGUCGUCUAUCUACCGGAUUGCCGAUGCCUGCUCGAUGACCCUGUUUCCUACGUCAAAUCAGCAAUGCUAUUCGCCUGGGCCAGCGAUUUCACCACCCAGAAGAAGAUUAUAGCUCUACGCACUGAAGUCCAGAUCGAGGAAUUCUUCGAGUAUCAAGAAAACGUCAUAUUUGUCGUUGAUCAGAUGGAUGCUUUAAUGAGUGACAGCAUUCCAAAUAGGAAGAUGGCCCUAACGUUAUAUAACUGGGUGAUCCGUUUCGCUUCUUUCCAUAAAGCAGUUCUCAGUUUCUCUGCCAAUUGUACGACGAACUUCGAGGUGUUCGAACAUCAGACUUCGUGCCAUGUGGUACACGUCUAUGGCGGUUUCAGUGAGACGGAAAUGGAGCAGUGGUGGAAGCAGCAUCAAGAUAUUAAAUUGGGAGAGUAUUCCCGGAAUAAGGUUGAAGACGUUACAGGCUGCAUCCCAUUGCUCUUAAACCAAUGCAUAGUGAAUAGGAAGUUUGAUUUAACGGCCCCUAAAUUGAUCGAAAUCUCUAACGAAGCUAUGGCGUUUGUACAGCGAUUCAAGUCCACUGUUACGAAGUUUGAUUGGGAGUGGUAUUGCAAGUACGCAAGGGGUUGCAUUCGUAACCGGCGUGUACCACGUGGAUGGACGGGACACAUCGAACUGAUCGACCAUCGGUACUUUUAUCACGAUACGAAGGAAAUUGGAAAAUAUACCUGCGGUUUAGUUCGUGACGCUGUAGCAAAUCAGCUUCUCGAGUUGGAUGAUACAUAUAUCGACAUUAACUUUCUGGCCUCAUUACGCCAUUUUAUUGACAAUCGAUCUGUCGUCGAGUUUAUGGUGGAAUACGCCGUCUUGGCAUCCAUUCGAUCAAAAGGUUUAAAGGAUUGCGAGGGCUGUAACAAGCGCAUGGACUUAAAAUUCCUCACGGAGCCAGAGGACAUUGAGUUCGAUAUCCGCGACCAGCCAGUACUUUAUCGCCCCCGACAGGUUAAUUACAAGGCGAUAGAUGGAAUGAUUGUCUUGAUUAAGACCCCCAAAAAACCCGCUAAGGGGAAAAAGCCGAAAUUGCUCAUUUUCCCCAUUCAGAUCACAGUGGCAAAGAAUCACACGAAGUCUCGUCCAACAUUCUUACAAAAAUACCGCGAGUGGGCCAAGGAGCAACUACCGAAGUUUGAUAUUGAACUAGAAUUCCUCUGGAUCACCCCAGAUAAGCACGAUGUUAUACAACAGCCGCCUCAUUCACCGUGGCCUGGACAUCGAGAGCGUUAUAUUUCUUUGAGGGAUGUUAGUAUGGACAUCUGGACUAAGUAUCAAAGAGCGGAGAAAGCCAGAGAAAAGAAAGAAAACGAUAAAAAGGGAGAAGCCCAAGAAGAAGAAACUGGAGAAGAAGAGGAGCAAUCCGAAGGAGAAGAAGCGAAUAAAGAAGUCGAAGAAGACCAAAGCGGUAAACUCGUGACACGAGCUAGAGCGAGGCGAUCCAGAGCGCGCUAG